GAAAAUGUCUGAGGACGUCACAGUUUGAGUUCAAUAAGUAAGUGCCAUUCUUUCAAUAUAAAAUUCAUGUGAAAUGGGGGAAUACAAGAGCACAGGAGCUGUCGUACCGACCAGUUGCACUUGCAAAUCUCCUGCCAGUGAAGUUGAUUUACAUCAGGUCGAUGAUGUUGGUGCAGAGCCUGAUAUUUUGAAUGUAAAGCAUGACGUGAGUCCCAACUUCCACAGUAAAAGAGCGCUAGUGUCAGGGCCUCUAACUGAACUGGGAAAAAAGAUAAUAUCGGAGCUUUGCAAGCAAGGAGCCAAGGUGAUUGCCUUGGGCGGUCAGCUGGAGGAACUUUCAAUUCUGAAGAACGCACAUCCGCAGAUUCAAGUGAUUCCGGUAGACCUAAGAAAUUGGAAACAGACCGAAGAAGCCUUAAGUGAAAUUCCCGCUGUUGAUUUUCUGGUCAACUGUGCGGAAUUCAAUGCGAUCGACAGCGUGGUCGAUGUUAAGGAAGAAGAUGCCGAUAAAAUUUUGGAUAUCAAUUUGAAAGCAGUCAUCAACGUCUCAAGAUUAAUUGCCAAAUCCUUCAUCAAGCACUCCAUAAGAGGGUCAAUCGUGAACGUUUCAUCGCAAGCUUCGAAAAUAGGCCUAAGGAAACAAUCCCUCUUCUGUGCCUCCAAAGCUGGACUGGACGGGUAUACAAGAGCUGCUGCAUUGGAACUUGCUUCCUUAGGGAUCCGCAUCAACUGCGUCAAUCCUACGGUUUUGACGACGGAGUUGAAGGAGAACAUCUGGUCUGAUGUGAGAAUGAGUGAAGCACUGCUUUCCAGAAUACCUCUGAAGAAAUUUUGCAAACUGCAAGAAGUGGUUGAUGCUAUCAUAUUCCUCCUAAGCGAUAAUGCAUCUUUCAUAACAGGGAUAUGCCUGUCCAUCGAUGGGGGUAUAUCGUCUUCUUGAAGGUCGAUAUAUGAAGUUGUGUAUUUCCAUGCCAUAUCGAGAAUAAAGUCAUCUAUCGUUA
Molecule: messenger RNA, 1001 nt
Organism: Coccinella septempunctata (seven-spotted ladybird)
Lineage: Eukaryota; Metazoa; Arthropoda; Insecta; Coleoptera; Coccinellidae
Product: L-xylulose reductase-like
Exons: 5
Coding region: 74-940 (288 amino acids)
Biological process (GO): xylulose metabolic process; glucose metabolic process
Molecular function (GO): carbonyl reductase (NADPH) activity; L-xylulose reductase (NADPH) activity
Source: RefSeq, a predicted model, not a curated record